Messenger RNA from Monopterus albus (swamp eel), 5007 nucleotides. RefSeq names its product cullin-associated and neddylation-dissociated 1 (gene cand1). The record is from RefSeq and is a predicted model, not a curated record. NCBI's taxonomy places the organism in Eukaryota, Metazoa, Chordata, Actinopteri, Synbranchiformes, Synbranchidae. The coding region runs from base 219 to 3923 and encodes 1234 amino acids. The transcript is spliced from 26 exons. Gene Ontology annotation, biological process: SCF complex assembly.
AACACACCAAACUCCGCGGUCCGGGAUGCGACAGUCACUGUAGAAGAUAGCUGCAGAACAAGCACCACAAAUACACACUUCACCUCAAAAAUCAGAUUACCGGGACAGACCAACAGUCAGCCAUAGAUACAACCAACCAGCCAGCCAGUCAAUCAGCAGCCGGGACACUCACUCAUUGAGCGCAGUCUGCUAGCAGGAGGCUAACGGCUAACACCGACAUGGCGAGCGCCUCGUACCACAUCUCCAACCUGCUGGAGAAAAUGACUUCCAGCGACAAGGAUUUCAGGUUUAUGGCCACAAACGACUUGAUGACGGAGCUACAAAAAGAUUCAAUCAAACUGGACGACGACAGUGAGAGGAAGGUGGUGAGGAUGAUUCUCAAACUGUUGGAAGACAAGAAUGGGGAAGUUCAGAACCUGGCUGUCAAAUGCCUGGGGCCCCUGGUCAGUAAGGUGAAGGAGUACCAGGUGGAGACGAUCGUGGACACUCUGUGCACCAACAUGCUGUCGGACAAAGAACAACUCAGAGACAUCUCCUCCAUCGGACUCAAAACUGUGAUCGGAGAAUUACCGCCCGCCUCCAGUGGCUCAGCUUUAGCUGCCAGCGUGUGUAAGAAGAUCACGGGUCGUCUGACGAGCGCCAUCGCCAAACAGGAAGACGUCUCUGUGCAGCUAGAGGCGCUCGACAUCAUGGCUGACAUGCUGUGCAGACAGGGAGGUCUGUUAGUAAAUUUCCACCCCUCCAUCCUCAGCUGCCUGCUCCCUCAGCUCACCUCCCCCAGACUGGCUGUCAGAAAGAGGACUAUCAUGGCUCUGGGCCACCUGGUGAUGUCCUGCGGGAACCUGGUCUUCAUUGAUCUGAUCGAACACCUCCUGACCGAGCUGGGGAGGAACGACAACAUGUCGACCACAAGAACCUACAUCCAGUGCACAGCCGCCAUCAGCAGACAGGCAGGACACCGGAUUGGAGAGUAUCUGGAGAAGAUCAUUCCUCUGGUAGUGAAGUUUUGUAAUGUUGAUGAUGACGAGCUCAGAGAGUACUGCAUCCAGGCCUUCGAGUCCUUCGUUAGGAGGUGUCCUAAAGAAGUUUACCCCCAUGUCCCCACCGUCAUCUCCAUCUGUCUGCGCUACCUGACCUACGACCCCAACUAUAACUUUGACGAUGAAGAUGAGGAUGACAAUGCCAUGGACGCUGAGCAGAACGAUGAAGAGUACCAAGGCAGCGAUGAUGAGUACAGUGACGACGACGACAUGAGCUGGAAGGUUCGACGGGCAGCAGCAAAGUGUUUGGACGCCGUCGUUUCAACUCGCCACGAGAUGCUGCCGGAGUUUUACCGCUCUGUCUCACCCGCGCUUGUCUGUCGCUUUAAGGAGAGGGAGGAGAACGUGAAGGCGGAUGUUUUCCAUGCCUACCUGUCAUUGCUGAAACAGACCAGACCAGCUCAGAGCUGGUUGGCUGACCCAGAUGCCAUGGAGCAGGGGGACACACCGCUAACGAUGCUGCAGAGCCAGGUUCCCAUGAUAGUGAAAGCUCUUCACAAGCAGCUGAAAGAGAAAAGUGUCAAAACACGUCAAUGUUGUUUCAACAUGUUGACUGAGCUGGUGAAUGUCCUCCCUGGAGCCCUGACUCAGCACAUCCCAGUACUUAUACCAGGUAUCAUCUUCUCUCUGAAUGAUAAGUCGAGCAGCUCCAACCUGAAAAUUGACGCCUUGGCCUGCCUGCAUGUCAUCAUGGUCACUCACCCUGCUCAUGCCUUCCAUGCCCAUGUCCCCGCCCUUGUCCCACCCGUGGUGGCGUGUGUGGGAGACCCCUUUUACAAGAUUACCUCUGAGGCUCUGCUUGUCACUCAGCAGCUCGUCAAGGUGAUCCGACCUCUGGACAACCAAUCAGAGGGCUCAGACAACUUUGACCCCUCCCCCUACAUUAACGACUUGUUCGCUUGUACGAUCAGACGGCUGAAAGCUGCCGACAUCGAUCAGGAAGUCAAAGAACGAGCCAUUUCCUGUAUGGGGCAGAUCAUCUGCAACCUGGGAGACCAUUUACCCAACGAACUAACUGGGACAUUACUGAUUUUCUUAGAACGCCUCAAGAACGAAAUCACAAGACUGACGACAGUGAAGGCUCUGACGCUGAUUGCCGGCUCGCUGUUGAAAAUUGAUCUGCGGCCAGUUCUCCCCGAUGCCAUUCCCAUCCUUGCUUCCUUCCUCCGCAAGAACCAGCGCGCCCUGAAGCUUUGCACACUGGCUGCUCUGGACAUCCUGCUCAGAAACUACAGCUCUGCAGUGACUCCGGUCAUGGUGGACGCCGUCCUGGCUGAGCUGCCUCCUCUCAUCUCAGAGAGCGACAUGCACGUGUCUCAGAUGGCGCUGAGCUUCCUGUCCACACUGGCGGUGACUCACCCGUCCUCGCUGGGUCAGCUGAGCGGAGGAAACCUCCUCCAGCAGCUCAUUGCACUGGUUCGAUCCCCGCUGUUGCAGGGCGGAGCUCUCGCCGCCAUGCUGGACUUCUACCAGGCUCUGGUGACUACUGACACUCCUGGGCUGGGUUACAUGGACCUGCUGAGGAUGCUGACUGGUCCAGUUUACUCCCAGAGUACCGCUCUGCCUCACAAGCAGGCCUACUGCUCCAUCGCUAAGUGUGUGGCAGCUCUGACCCGAGCCUGUCCCACCGAGGGGCCUGCUGUGGUUGGGCAGUUCAUCCAGGAUGUGAAGAACAGCCGCUCCACAGACUCCAUCAGACUGCUUGCUCUGCUCUCAUUGGGUGAGGUGGGUCACCAUGUGGACCUCAGCGGCCAACCGGAGCUCAAAACGGUCAUCCUGGACGCCUUCUCCUCCUCCAGUGAAGAGGUGAAGUCAGCAGCCUCCUAUGCGUUGGGCAGUAUUGCGGUGGGGAAUCUCCCAGAGUAUUUACCCUUCGUCCUGCAGGAGAUUUCGUCCUCCAAGAGACAGUACCUGCUUCUCCACUCGCUCAAAGAGAUCAUCAGCUCUGCAUCCGUGUCCGGUCUGAAGCCGUACGUGGAGUCGGUUUGGUCUCUGCUGCUCAAACACUGCGAGUGUCAGGAGGAAGGAACCAGGAAUGUGGUGGCCGAAUGUCUGGGCAAACUGACGCUGAUCGAUCCGGAAACUCUGCUGCCCCGCCUCAAAGGAUACCUACUGUCAGGUUCGUCGUAUGCCAGGAGCUCUGUGGUAACGGCAGUCAAGUUCACAAUCUCUGACCAGCCACAGCCCAUCGACCCACUGCUGAAGAACUGCAUAGGUGAUUUCUUGAAGACGCUGGAGGACCCGGAUCUGAACGUGCGUCGUGUUGCCUUAGUAACGUUUAACUCCGCGGCCCAUAAUAAGCCCAGUCUGAUCCGAGAGCUGCUGGACUCUGUUCUUCCACAGCUUUACAACGAGACCAAAGUGAGGAAGGAGCUGAUCAGAGAGGUGGAGAUGGGUCCUUUCAAACACACGGUGGAUGACGGUUUGGACCUGAGAAAGGCUGCGUUUGAGUGCAUGUACACUCUGCUGGACAGCUGCUUGGACCGACUCGACAUCUUCACCUUCCUCAACCACGUAGAGGACGGCCUCAAGGACCACUACGACAUUAAGAUGCUGACCUUCCUGAUGCUGGCCCGACUGUCAUCCCUCUGUCCCAGUGCUGUUCUGCAGAGACUGGACAGACUGGUGGAACCACUGAGAGCCACCUGCACCACCAAGGUGAAGGCGAACUCGGUGAAACAGGAGUUUGAGAAGCAGGAUGAACUGAAGAGGUCAGCAAUGCGAGCCGUUGUCGCUCUGCUGACAAUCCCAGAGGCCGAGAAGUCGCCGCUGAUGUCAGAGUUCCAGUCCCAGAUCUCGUCCAAUCAGGAGCUUGCGGCCAUCUUUGACUCCAUCCAGAGGGACUCGAGCUCCGCCAACAUGGAGUCCAUGGACACCAGCUAAAAAGAUGGAACAAACAAGUUCCCACAAUGCGACACGGCACCACCCCUGCUGCUGGAGCGCUAACCCUGCAGCAUGUUUCCAUGACAACAGGACGCAAACGCACACACUCUCUCUCACGCGCACACACACACACACACACACACACACACGACACUCGUAGUGACACCGUUUCUUAGCAAUCGAUUGUUCCAUGAUGCAUUGCACUGAAAUCAGCUGCUGGGAAAAGAAAGGAAGUAGACUGAUGUACGGCUCACACAUACGGACAAAAAGGAUAAAAACACAGAACAAAAAAAUGUCAAAAUAAUAAGUUCCAUAUGAAGCUUGGAAGCUCCUCCCAGUUCCAGUUUGUUUGUCGAAUGAGGUCAUCUGAUUGGUUGAUCUCCCUGUUCAUCAUUCUUUCGUUUUUUUUUUUUUUUUUUUUUUUUUUUCAUAAUUCCAGACCGAUCAACAGGUACUGUAACCUGAUUGGCCGCUGCUUAGUGACUGACAGUUGGCACGUUAUCAAAACUGACUAAUUGGAAAAAUAGCCUUUCCUAGCAAAGGCUGUGGUGACCAAUGGGAGAAGGGCUUGCUCUGGGUUUUUGUUUUGGUUUUGGUUUUUGUGGGGAGGUUGCGAAUGAUAUAGGCAACCAAUGGAUGCUUGGAGUGUGACAACAGGUGGGCGGGCUUUUAAUGUUUGUGGACCAAUCAGCUUUUUUGUUUUCCUGAUUCAAUAGACCUGCCCUCAAUCCCUUCACUUCUUGAAAGGGAGGAAGGGAGUAGGAGAUUAUUGGACCAGGUGCCAUCUGACCAGACCUGACUGAACCAUACUGAUGACUAUAUUCUGUGGCUGUUGCCAUGGUAAUACAAGGUAACAAUAUUUGGUUCAGUAUUUUUGUUGCUGUGACUCAGGCUCACCCCAAACCAGUUCCAUCUGGUUCAGUGUAGUCAGGACGGGUUUGAUCUGCUAUGUUCCACUCUGGUUUGUGCUGAUUAAAGCAGGUCCCAGCCUGGUUUUAUCUGGUUCCGUCGGGUCUGGUCAGGACAGUCCACUGUUGUUUGUCGCCCGAGAAAAAUAAAAAAGGUCCAUUUCUGCCUGCCUUCA